Molecule: messenger RNA, 6002 nt
Organism: Rattus norvegicus (Norway rat)
Lineage: Eukaryota; Metazoa; Chordata; Mammalia; Rodentia; Muridae
Gene: Agpat3
Product: 1-acylglycerol-3-phosphate O-acyltransferase 3
Cellular component (GO): nuclear envelope; endoplasmic reticulum; endoplasmic reticulum membrane
Molecular function (GO): 1-acylglycerol-3-phosphate O-acyltransferase activity; acyltransferase activity; lysophosphatidic acid acyltransferase activity
Source: RefSeq, marked provisional
GUGGAGCAAUGAAGUGUAAGGCUGCCGAGAGUGUGGGUAAUCUGGCCUGGGCACCUUGGCUGCUGUGCACUUGCUCUCCUGCCCCCCUCCGCAAGCCCUGCUGUUCUCAUGUGCCAAGUGUGAGCAUGAGCUGGCCACACAGCCGGCCCUGACGUUUCACCCACUUGGCAGAAUGGCUAUUUUUGUACUCUGGGACCCAGCUGAGUGGUCACUAUACUAUCCCCACUCCUGCCAGCUGAGUCCUGUUGCCCUGCUGUGGGAGAAGGCUCCAGACUUCCCCAGCCAAGACCCCAACCAUCUGAAAUCCAGAGGCCAGGGAGAGAAGGCAAGCAGAAGAGCAGGACGGCUGUUCUCAGUGAAGGACCGUGCGGCCGCCCCUGAGCAGCGACCAUGGGCCUGCUUGCCUACCUGAAGACCCAGUUCGUGGUGCACCUGCUCAUUGGCUUCGUCUUCGUGGUGAGCGGGCUGAUUAUCAACUUCACCCAGCUGUGCACGCUGGCCCUCUGGCCCAUCAGCAAGAACCUAUACCGCCGGAUCAACUGCCGCCUGGCCUACUCGCUCUGGAGCCAGCUGGUCAUGCUCCUGGAGUGGUGGUCCUGCACGGAGUGCACUCUCUUCACCGACCAGGCCACCGUGAACCACUUUGGGAAGGAGCACGUGGUUGUUAUCCUCAACCACAACUUCGAGAUCGACUUCCUUUGUGGGUGGACCAUGUGCGAGCGGUUUGGCGUGCUGGGGAGCUCCAAGGUGCUGGCUAAGAGGGAGCUGCUGUAUGUGCCUCUCAUCGGCUGGACAUGGUACUUCCUAGAGAUCGUAUUCUGCAAGCGGAAGUGGGAGGAAGACCGGGACACUGUCAUAGAGGGGCUGAGGCGCUUGGCUAACUACCCGGAGUAUAUGUGGUUCCUCCUGUACUGCGAAGGAACACGAUUCACAGAGACCAAGCAUCGCGUCAGCAUGGAGGUGGCUGCCUCCAAGGGGCUCCCCCCACUCAAGUACCACCUGCUGCCCCGGACCAAGGGUUUUACCACUGCAGUCCAGUGCCUCCGGGGGACGGUUGCAGCUAUCUACGACGUGACUCUGAACUUCAGAGGGAACAAGAACCCAUCUCUCCUGGGGAUCCUGUAUGGAAAGAAGUAUGAGGCAGACAUGUGUGUGAGGAGGUUCCCCCUGGAAGAUAUCCCAGCAGACGAGACCGGCGCGGCCCAGUGGCUUCACAAGCUGUACCAGGAGAAGGAUGCCCUGCAAGAGAUGUACAAGCAGAGCGGCGUUUUCCCCGGGGAGCAGAUCAAGCCUGCGCGGAGGCCGUGGACUCUUCUCAACUUCCUGUGCUGGGCCACAUUCCUCCUCUCUCCCCUCUUCAGCUUCGUCCUGGGCGUCUUUGCCAGUGGAUCCCCUCUCCUCAUCCUGACGUUCUUGGGGUUUGUGGGAGCAGCUUCCUUCGGAGUCCGAAGACUGAUAGGAGUGACUGAGAUAGAGAAAGGCUCCAGCUACGGCAACCAAGAGCUUAAGAAAAAGGAAUAAUUAACGCUGUGAUUGAACACCCAUAUCCUGACGCGGUAUCCAAUUAACUCAAUUAAAACAGAACACCCAAGAGCGAGGGAAAGAGACACUUAGAGACUAUUUUUCUUAUUAACUGGUGACUAAUAUUAACAAAACUUGAGCCAAGAGCAAAGAACUCGGCCUGCCAGGUGAAGAUGGUUGGCCAGCACCGGCAGGGUCCCAUCGGCCCUCUGCGGGGACAGAGGCGGGCUUGGGUGGGGGGGGUGGGGCUGUGGGGCUCCCCCAGAACUCUGCCUCCAAGAGGCAGCCUUGGCUGCUCUCCCUUCUUAAACUUAGAAUGAGGCUUUUGUUUCUUAUCGGUUAUUUGGGGAAUGGACCUGGCCCCAACCUUGUGCCCUCCACCCCAGAACACUGGCUCUCCAAGGGUGCCGCUGCCUCACGGGGGCAGGUCAGCUGGAUUCUUGUCCCACAGCGCUCUUUUGUCCUGCCCUGCUUGGCACCUUAGCUUCCAGCCCCUGGGGAGGGAGGAAGUCUUCUUAGAGAUAAGCACACACUGAAUGUGGAUCUGGCCCCUUUGUCCCUCCCUUGCCCUGGGGGCUGAAGACCACACCUCCGUCCUCUGCAGCGCCCACCGGUGGCACCGCCUUGCUGGGGUUGUGUCUAAGCACCUUAAGUCUCUUUUAAAAGUGAACGCCCGAGAACUCUGCAGAAUGUGGAACCCUUGAGUUCGUACAGCGUCUCCAUACAGCUCUGUUAUCUCCUCCUCUGUAGCCAGCAGGCUGCCGUCCCGCACGGGGCCUGAUGGGAAGACCACACUCGGGCCCCACACUUCAGACCUGUGGUGCCUGGGGGGGGGGGGUGCUCCAGCCUAUGGGACUCCCCUGGGACACUUCAUGGGGUGGUGUCACCAUCAGGCCUCCUUGUUCUCAAUCAGACGCCUUUAGUGCUUGUUAGCAUUAGAGUCUCUUUACAGGUGUUGGUCUGUGGCUGGCUCGCAGCUUCUCCCUGUCCUCCUCCUCCUCUGCCUCCAUUCAGGCAGGUGUCAUGGCUGCCGACCAUACCCACCGUUGCCCCUUACCACCUCAGUGACAUACACUGACCUGGCAGAGAACAGGGGGCCCCAGCCCGCAUUUGGUACCUUGCCAGGGUCCCUCUGCUGGCCCUGGAGGCCCAUUUCCUUCUUGUUCAGCACAGGAAGGACCUGCCUGGUUUCUGGGAGACCCAGGUCCUCGGGAAACACCAUCACAUACUUUUACCUUUGGUCUGGAACUGGCUCUUUUAAAGUCAUUUCAUGUUUUCUAACAAGGAAAAACUGGGUAAUUUUUUUUUUUUUUGCAUACUGCAACCAGAGUUCAUAGUAAAAGCAGAGAAGAUGUUAUAGGAUACACUGGAAGAAGGAGACCUGGAGAAGCCUGAGGGCUGACCUGGGCCUGGCUGCAUGGCCCCAAGUGCUGGGGACCUUAUAAGGCAGCAUGCCCAGUUCACAGAAGAUGCUACUAGCCUCUACGGUCCAUGCACAAUGGAGUGGCUGCUCCUGUCACUCUUGGGUAACAGCAACACACAUUUGUAAGGGUAAAGGGUUAAGUCAAGCUAACUGAGACACUGAAUCUCUUCCCCUCCAGCUGAAGGCUUGCGUGCCCUGGCCUCUGCCAACUGUAAGCUACCUUGGGUACUCCCGAGGGUCAGCUCCCCACUGGUAGGUUUUUCCUUCUGUCUUUCUGUCUGCUUGGGGUCUCUGUCUUCCCCCACUCACUAUUCCCUCACAAAUCGGAAGGAAACAGUCCAACGGGUCCUGCUGUGCAUGCACCUGGCCCCAGGAAAGCCACCUCAGAGCCUUUACUGCUUCACUAAUGCCUCUGGCUUCCUACAGAGCCUUUGAGGUCAGCUGACUGUUGAGUCCAUGAAUGACCGAGGAGUCCAGGCUGCAGGCUCUGUCCUCCUAGGCCUCCCCCUGCUCAUGAUCCAAUACAGCGCUUCCGAGAGCAAUAAAAACUACACUAGGAAUGUGGGAGUGGGCUUUUUGGUUUUUUGGGGUGGGGUCAGAUCUUGCUUUUUCAUCUGCUUCAGAAAGAAAAAGGGGGAGGAGAGCCCCUUCGAUUUUUCUAUUAAAUUAAUAAAUCUCAGAAUAAUGCUUUUCUCUUUUCCUUCACACCCUACUACUGAUAGGCAUGACAGAUGUCAUGGGCAGAUUCAGACAGAAGGGUCUGCGGAAGCAGUGGGCUUGCUAGCCUUCAGGGAGCCCAUGCUGGAAGCAGCAGGCUCAGGAGCCAGAGGCAUUCUGGAACCGGAGUGGUUGGUGGCCUCAGGAGGGAGGGCCUGGACUGCUAGGCUGGCUCUGCUUCUGGUUCUCCAGCAGAGGGGCCCCCACAAGACUGGGAUAUGGUCUCCUCCCUACUCAGGGUCAAGAGUCAGAUACACGAGGGCUCCCACCAUCUCCCCGAGAGACCCUUCCGCUGUCCAGGCGGUCUCCCACCCCUGGUCCCCAGCCACACCCACGUACCUCACGCAGGCCUCGCUGAAGCUAUGCUGAACUUCAGCAGUGGCUGCCACUCUCCUGCCUGCUUGUGGCAUUUCAUGGCACCCAUAUUGAGCAUCUAGGCUCUCUCUGAGGGCUUUGUGUUAGCAUCCUGAUGGGUGGCCAUCCUGGAAGAAGCAGGAGCAUCAUACUAGGAAGGCUGAAUGGUCAGAAUGUGGGUAAUUAGAGAUCAGGGACACUCUUCUUUUGACAAGACCUGUUUAACCCAAAGGGUAAGCAAACAGAACAAACGCUUACUGUUUGUGGAUCUUUGGUGACUGCAUCUGGGAGGCACAUCUGAGAUGCUGUAAGCCCAGUCCUGGGGGAGGGGAGACAAGGGGGCGGAACCCGUCUGAUUACAGAGAUGAGCUUUGAAUUCUCAGGCUGCCUGUUAACAAACUGUAACAAUGUAACAAGGCUUUCUUGUAGGAACAAUGCAGGUGUCUUCACAGAUGCCUUGGCUGCCCCUCCCAGCCCCUUUUGUGCACCUUGCCCUGAGAAUCUUUUCUGCCUCUGAUGCAGUCCAGCCUUCAUACUAUCCCAGGAAAAGUCAGGGUUAGCCCCGAUUUGUGUCAGGUUCCGGAUGAAGAAUUAAGUGACUCUUCCUGCAUGUUGCCCUGUCUCAGCCUGAGGCUUUAUAGGACGAGCCAAAAGUAACCUUUCCAGCCCUGAUGACCUGCACCUCAACUGUUUGUCCCACACAUAGACCCGACCACUAGCUAGAUGCAUGCGACGCUUAACGCUAGCCAUUUGGUGUGGCUUCUAGCCCUCUGCAGUGUCAUGAAGCUCAGGGUUAGAAUGGCGCACCUGUGAUGCCUGCUGCCUUCUUUCUAGAAACAUCUCUGGCCCAUAGGCCAGCCCCAAACCAAAGGCACCUGGGCCUGGGUGAGGGCACCCCUGACCUGCCUCAGGCCUUGUCCCAGAGUCUUGCCAUGGGGCUGUCAGGAGGGUGCUGACAUUCAUGCCCUAGAUUCCCUGCAUACAGGGGCCAGGAUUUUAAAAUGCCAGUUCAGGCUUUGGGCGAUCUACUUGGCUGACAGGGUGGACACAUGAAUCGAAUUUAUUACAGGCUUUUGAAAUCGGUUAAUCCAGGGGAAAGGUGGGAUUCUCACAGACCACUCCAGAAAUCAACCCAACGAGAGCACUUUGCAGAGCCAUCAGAGAUGGUGGCCUCCUCUCUUUACAGACAGCGACCUGUGAAACUGUGAACUUUGUACUGACAGGUCACCUGGAGUUUUCUUUUUUCUCCCGUAGCUUUUUGGUUUCUUUCUGUUGCAAAAGUGUUUGGACAGAAGCAGAACUGUGAACGAGAUCCUGAAAUGCACUAAAUUGUAUUCUAUUAAACUGGAGUUACUUGAUUCAAUGAAAGAGUUGCGUCGCUCCACUUGUAUUUAUUGUCUCAGAGUAGUAACAUUGUGACAAUCAAACAUGACUGUACCUCCUGGCUUCUCUGCACCGAGCAUCAGUGAGUUCUGUAACUACAGGAACGGCUCUUUCUGGAAGCCGCACAAACCAUGAACUUCAAUGAUCAAGUGCUGCGUGUGUGCGUGAGUGCGUGCAUGCGUGGGUGGGUGGGGCAACUAUCUGGGCUGCUUUUCCAUUACCAAGAAAUCGCCAUAUCUGACUGUGGGCAGUCUCCAAGAGAUGCAUUUGUCUACAGGGUGCAACUGUGUUAUUUGGGUGAUUCCUUUUGUACUCUUCUUUUUACAAGUUUGCUACUCACAAGCUUUCCGGAGUAAGGAUGGAGGGCUGUGCUCUAGGAAGUUGUCCAGGUCUGGGAGCCAAAGUAGACUUCCCAAGGCCUGGGUCUACGGCCUGGCUGUGUUGACUGCUAUGCAAAGCUCUCUCUGUCCACAGCAUGUAGAAGGUCACUCAAGCGGCGUGGCGCUCCUGCUUGGUGGUACUUUCUAGGUAAAAUGCAUAAGUAUCAUACACUUGUUUAUUACAAUGUUGUGAAAGGAGGGAUAAAAUGUCCACAAUAUACAAG